Molecule: messenger RNA, 2552 nt
Organism: Pseudoliparis swirei
Lineage: Eukaryota; Metazoa; Chordata; Actinopteri; Perciformes; Liparidae
Gene: atp6v1b2a
Product: ATPase, H+ transporting, lysosomal, V1 subunit B, member a
Exons: 14
Coding region: 97-1608 (503 amino acids)
Biological process (GO): ATP metabolic process; proton transmembrane transport
Cellular component (GO): proton-transporting V-type ATPase, V1 domain
Molecular function (GO): proton-transporting ATPase activity, rotational mechanism; ATP binding
Source: RefSeq, a predicted model, not a curated record
ACCAGCGCUCUGCUGUCAUUUUCGCUAUUCGGCACCAGCUAGAAAAACACAUCGACCAACGUUAGCUCGCUCGGGUUCCCAGUUCUUCAUCACACGAUGGCAACAUUGGCAUCAAACAGAGUGAUGGACAUCAACGGCAUGGCAGCAGCUGCGAGGACGCACGCCCAGGCUGUGACCCGAAAUUACAUCUCUCAACCUCGGCUAACCUACUCUACUGUGUCUGGUGUCAACGGGCCCCUGGUGAUCCUGGACAAUGUGAAGUUCCCCAAAUAUGCUGAGAUUGUUCACCUGACCCUGCCGGACGGCACCAAGAGGAGCGGCCAGGUCCUGGAGGUGAUCGGAAGCAAGGCCGUUGUCCAGGUGUUUGAGGGAACAUCCGGCAUCGAUGCCAAGAAGACGGCGUGCGAGUUCACCGGCGACAUCCUGCGGACCCCCGUGUCGGAGGACAUGCUUGGGCGUGUGUUCAACGGCUCGGGAAAACCCAUCGACCGCGGGCCCAAUGUUCUGGCCGAGGACUACCUGGACAUCAUGGGUCAGCCCAUCAACCCUCAGUGUCGUAUCUACCCCGAGGAGAUGAUCCAGACCGGCAUCUCAGCCAUCGAUGGCAUGAACAGCAUUGCCAGAGGGCAGAAGAUCCCCAUUUUUUCCGCUGCCGGGCUGCCCCACAACGAGAUUGCGGCCCAGAUCUGUCGCCAGGCCGGCCUCGUGAAGAAGUCCAAGGACGUGAUGGACUACAGUGACGACAACUUUGCCAUCGUCUUCGCAGCCAUGGGGGUCAACAUGGAAACCGCCCGCUUCUUCAAGUCUGACUUUGAGGAGAACGGCUCCAUGGACAACGUCUGCCUGUUCCUCAACCUGGCCAAUGACCCCACCAUCGAGCGCAUCAUCACCCCCCGCCUGGCGCUGACGACAGCCGAGUACCUGGCCUACCAGUGUGAGAAGCACGUCCUGGUCAUCCUGACCGACAUGAGCUCCUACGCUGAUGCUCUGAGAGAGGUCUCCGCCGCCCGUGAGGAAGUGCCCGGCCGCAGAGGCUUCCCCGGCUACAUGUACACCGAUCUGGCCACCAUCUACGAGCGCGCCGGCCGGGUGGAGGGCAGAAACGGCUCCAUCACCCAGAUCCCCAUCCUCACCAUGCCCAAUGACGACAUCACCCAUCCCAUUCCUGAUCUGACCGGAUACAUCACAGAGGGUCAAAUCUACGUUGAGAGGCAGCUGCACAACAGACAGAUCUACCCACCCAUCAACGUGUUGCCCUCACUGUCCCGUCUGAUGAAGUCGGCCAUCGGCGAGGGGAUGACCAGGAAGGACCAUGCCGACGUCUCAAACCAGCUGUACGCCUGCUACGCCAUCGGCAAGGACGUGCAGGCCAUGAAGGCCGUGGUGGGAGAAGAGGCCCUGACCUCUGACGACCUGCUCUUCCUCGAGUUCCUCCAUAAAUUUGAGAAGAACUUCAUUGCUCAGGGCCCGUACGACAACAGGACGGUGUAUGAAACCCUGGACAUCGGCUGGCAGCUGCUGCGGAUCUUCCCCAAGGAGAUGCUCAAGAGGAUUCCCCAGAGCACCCUGGCGGAGUUCUACCCCAGGGAGUCUGCCGCCCGUCACUGAGGCGCCCACACACACACACACACACAGGGAGGCCCUGAUCGCGCCCCCUUCACCCUCCUCAUCCUCUUCUACCCGUAUUCCUUCUCUCUCGGAGACGAGGCGUCGUCGUGGAGCCUUCCCCAACCGCCCCUCCCUCCUCCUCCUUCUUCUUCUUCUCCGCUGUUCUUUAUUACGCCAUCUUUUGUCCCUGAAUGGGAAGAGGCUGAUAAUCUCCCCCUGCUGUAGAUGUGCUGUAGUGUAAAUGUGUCUGUGGUUGUAAUGUCUACCUUUUGAUUGCAACAACAAAAAGUUAACGUAUCUUAAAAGUGAUACAAGACUCCUUUAUUUAUUGGGGGGUGUUGCUGCUGGAUCCCCCUCUCCUGUUUUUUGUUUUUAAUAAAUACUAUGUUAUAUCCAUCUCCAACUUAAAACAAGAUGUUUGGAUAUAAGAGGGUCAGAUGCAGAAGGAAAGUUUUACAAAGUUUAUACAGACGGAAUAAAUCAGAUGCCGACUGAACUUUGUCGUGUUCUAAACUAAAAGCCGACCGUACAGCGUCACACACUCAACCGCAUCAUCGUCGCCGCAUCGGUGUUAACCUGAGGGUGAUUUUCUAUCAUUUAAUAACGAGUAACAGUUGUUUCCACGUCGGUGUCUUCAAGUCGGCUCCGACUCCGAUGUUCUCAUGUCUCCGUAUGCCGACGCAGCCGGGUCCGGGUGUCGGCUCCGUAUCGCCUGCGGCACUUUUUGACUUUCUUCCCUCUCGCGUCUUUAAUCUACUCUGGUACUAAAAAAAUCCUGAGUGUUUAAAUUAUUUCUGUUGUGGUUUUUUUUUCAGAUUUGUGUCGCAAAAACUAAAUAUAUGAAAUUAUAUUAAACAUUCCCAUCGGUCUGCAGAAACUAAUUAUAUGUUGUGCAAGAAUGUUUUUUGUGAGUGUCAAUGAAUGAAUAAAUUAAAUUAUAAGUA